UCAAUCGGUGAGAGACAGCUGUGUAGACAACAGGAAGACACAGCCAAGUAUUGUUUAAGAAACUCACCCAGUUUUCAUUGGUGAGAGCACAGGCUGCUGGCCACUGCAAACCCCAGUCUAAACCCUGAGCCUACCUGAACUGCCAGACUUGUGUUCAGAGCUCAGCUAUGCAGGACACAAUGGUGUGAACUCAGCUUCCUGUUGUCACCAGUCUCUACGGAAUUUCACAAACAAGUGUCAGAAUGGAAGAGGCAGAACUGCUGAAGGAGCGACUCCAAGCCAUUACAGAUAAGAGAAGAAUCCAAGAGGACAUUGGGAAAAAAAGGAUAGAAAUAGAAGAAGAAAAAUUGAAGCUUCAAUAUUUAAAGAAAAAAUCUUUGAGAGAAAAAUGGCUCAUGGACGGAUUAAGUGGCCAGAGUCUGCAGGAACAAGAGGAAAUAACUAAACAGGCUCAGGACGACCAGCAACAGACCAAACUGCUGGAAAGGAACAUCCACAGGAUGGAAAAUGAAAUCAAGGCACUUGAACAGCUUGAGGUACAGAUCUCAACCAAUGAGGGAAUUAUAUUGAAAAGGUUGAAAGAAGUUGAGAAAUCUCCAGAAGAUAUCAUAAAGGCUGUAAAGGCUGAAGCCCAAAAAGAGUCAAUUGCAUAUGUUUAUUCCGAGAUUUCGGAUCUUCCGAAAUCUUACAAACCUUCAAAGCUGAAGAAAAUGGCAAGUCCAGAACCUGAAACAGAUAAUGAUCAAUCCAAACAAGCUUUGUUUGCAAUGGAGAUCAAUGUGCAAAAGGACAUGAAGACUGGAGAAAGUCAGGUUCUGUCGACGGCAACUGUCUCAGCUGAGGAGUUUAAAGAGAAAGGGAUUAAAGUAUACGAUGAUGGAAGAAAAUCAAUUUACGCAGUGCAUUCUAAUGGGGGAAACAAUCACAAUGGGCUAGAGGAACUGUCCCCAGUUGAGGUAGAGGAGCUGUUAAGGAAAGCCACGGAAAAGAAGUCUGCUUUAGAAUACCACGAACCAGUGUUCUCAAGCCCGUACAGCAGACCCUCAACCCCAAAGAAGCAAGACAGGGAGCAGAUCAGCCCAGAACCAAACAGUCCACAACCAAACAGACACCAAGAGAUGGGUGGCAGACACACUCCUGUUAAAUUAGAACUUCACAAUGAAAAAGCUCAUUUUCAAGAUGGCAUAGACCAUUUGCCUCAUUUCAAGGGAUCUCAGUUGGAAGGACAAAAGAUCCCAAGCAGAAAUAACCAAAAUAUUUUUAAAAAUGUAGACGAACCACACAUGUCCAGAAAUAACCAAAAACCAAUCCAGAUUCCUUACCAGGACCCAAGGGAAAACCAUUGUGCAGCAGUUUUUCUUAAUUCAGGAUACAGCAAUGGUCAGUCAUCUUUAGUCCAUCAAGAGGAUACCAGAUGCAACAUUCUACACGCUGUGCCUACCAAUGUUGAAAGCAAGGAACCAGUUACCAUGAUAUUUAUGGGUUAUCAAAGCAUAGAGGAUCAGGAUGAAGCUGUGGGUUUUGAGGGGGCUAUUCGGGCUGAACUGGUAGUUAUUGAUGAUGAUGAUGAUAAUGAUGACCACGAUGCGCAGCCAUCUUACCAUCCUGAUGGGCAGCAUAGCAAGGCUUUCCAUCCAGCUAUCAACUCGAAUGCUGGUCUGUAUCUUCCAGAUGCACGAAUAAACUUGAACAUGAACAACAUGUAUUCUGAAGGGCCAAUGACUGGAGAUGGUACCGACGACCCUUCAAUGACAGCACUAGGACUGAGAAUGGCAAAACUAGGCAAAAGAAUGAUGUAACAUGCCAAGAUGGGAUUUCAGUAGCUGCCUUAAAGAUUCCAUGAAGGCAAGCCAAAGAAAGGAUGUCCACCGGCCGAGACUUCCUUUUUGCACAGACCGCACCAGAAUCAACUAUUUAAUGAACACUAUGGAUGCGUUUCAAUACAGUUUAUUUCUAUGAGAUAUGAAACUACUCAAUAUGCAAGUGCAUUAGGAUUUGGUAAUCUAUGUUUGUUUAGGGGGGAAUAAUAUAUCUAAUGAUAGUUAUUAUUAUUAUUAUUAUUAUUAUUAUUAUUAUUAUUAUUAUUAUUAUUAUUAUUAUUAAUAUUAUUAUUAUUAGUGGGAUAUAUGUUUAGUUUGUUUAUGGCUAUACUCACUAUAUUCAAUUAAAAUGCCAUAUUCAUAAGUGCCUUUAAAAAGUCUUUUCUGGUUGUUUAUGUAUAUUCACAUUUAAUACUGUGAUUUGUAAUAGAUUUCUAUGUGUAGUAAAUUAUGUUUGGUGAAAAAAGUAAUCCAACUAAAUCCAAUCUUAAAUUCCAGUACAGUACAUGAAAACUAUUACUAUAUUGAUAAAUACAAUUCUGCUGUGGUCCAAACAUGCUGAUGUUGCUUUUACAGAAAUAAUUAAAAAGGACGGAUUCUA
This is a messenger RNA of Acipenser ruthenus (sterlet), 2421 nucleotides long. RefSeq names its product palmdelphin-like. NCBI's taxonomy places the organism in Eukaryota, Metazoa, Chordata, Actinopteri, Acipenseriformes, Acipenseridae. The record is from RefSeq and is a predicted model, not a curated record. The transcript has 9 exons. Gene Ontology annotation, cellular component: membrane; cytoplasm. Bases 243 to 1799 code for a protein of 518 amino acids. Gene Ontology annotation, biological process: regulation of cell shape.